This is a messenger RNA of Dalotia coriaria, 2831 nucleotides long. Its product is annotated as hippocampus abundant transcript 1 protein. The record is from RefSeq and is a predicted model, not a curated record. Gene Ontology annotation, biological process: transmembrane transport. NCBI's taxonomy places the organism in Eukaryota, Metazoa, Arthropoda, Insecta, Coleoptera, Staphylinidae. The transcript is spliced from 3 exons. Bases 214 to 1686 code for a protein of 490 amino acids. Gene Ontology annotation, molecular function: transmembrane transporter activity.
ACGCCAUUCGUCGGCGCUGGCGCGCGCGCCACACUCACCAGUCUAAUGGCGCACGUCCUGCGGGACAGCUCGCGCGAAUCCGACGCGCAAGGGUGCGAUUUCAAGAGCGCGAAGCGCGGCAUGAGCCCUGUGUGAUCCAUCGCGCUGGCCAGCCAGACCGCCGCAGCGUGCAGCACACCGGAAGCCGAAGUGAGUCGCGAGUGCGCUGCCAUCAUGAAGAACAAGACGUCGAAGCGAAUGGCUGGAAUGAUCAUCCGGUCGAGAAAAUCAAUUUCCAAGGACGCCGUUGUCACUACCAGCGGCAUUGGUAUGCCCUCAUUGUACCAUGCGCUGGUAGUGAUCUUCUUGGAGUUUUUCGCGUGGGGCCUGCUGACGAUGCCGGUGAUCUCCGUGCUGAACACCACCUUUCCCGAUCACACAUUCCUCAUGAAUGGAUUGAUCAUGGGAAUCAAAGGAAUCUUAUCCUUUCUCAGCGCGCCACUCGUCGGAGCAUUAUCAGACGUCUGCGGAAGGAAACUCUUCCUGCUGGUGACAGUCUUCUUCACCUGCCUCCCAAUACCGCUGAUGACGAUCAACACGUUCUGGUUCUUCGCGAUGAUCUCAAUCAGCGGCGUGUUUGCUGUCACCUUCAGCGUGGUGUUUGCAUACGUAGCAGAUGUGACUGAAGAAAAAGAGAGGAGUUUUGCGUAUGGAUUAGUAAGCGCUACAUUCGCAGCGUCGAUGGUUAUCUCGCCUGCAUUGGGCGCUUACCUCAUGGAACGCUGGAGCAUGAAUGUGGUGGUUGCGCUGGCCACCGCCGUUGCCAUUCUCGACGUGUUCUUUAUCCUCGUGGCUGUGCCGGAAAGCCUGCCGGAAAAGGUGCGUGUGUCACCCAUCAGCUGGGAGCAAGCCGAUCCGUUUGCAUCGCUGCGCAAUGUCGGUGGAGAUCCGACUAUUUUACUACUGUGCAUCGCUGUGUUCCUGUCCUAUCUGCCCGAAGCGGGACAAUACAGCUGCAUUUUUGUUUAUCUCAAGCUGGUGAUAGGCUGGAGCGCGCCGAUGGUGGCGGUGUUCGUCGGGCUGGUUGGGCUGCUCGCUGUACUCGCCCAGCUGUUCCUCGGCACGAUGAUGAAGAAUCUUGGAUGUAAGCAUACAAUCAUGCUGGGUUUACUCUUUGAGAUGCUGCAGUUGUUGUGGUAUGGCUUUGGGACGACCACGUGGAUGAUGUGGGCGGCUGGCAUGCUGGCGAGCAUGUCGAGUAUCACCUAUCCAGCUAUUUCAGCGUUUGUGUCCAUCCAUAGCAACGCCGACAGACAGGGUGUUGUGCAGGGAAUGGUAACGGGCAUGCGCGGACUGUGUAAUGGUCUUGGUCCGGCCAUGUUCGGCCUGAUUUUCUACAUGUUCCACGUGGAUUUGACCGUGGUGGAUGGUGAUGGCGUGGAGGUGACACGCGCGCCUACGCCUGCCGAUGACGAUAGCUAUCGCUUUGAAAAUUACACGCAGCUUGUGCCCGGCCCGCCGUUUGUAUUCGGCGCCUUCCUCGUCGUCUGCGCGCUCAUCGUGGCGUCGUUCAUCCCUACAAAGACGCAGGUCGACAGUGGCAUUCCGCUGGAUCUAACACAUUACGAAAUUGAGCGCGGCCACAAGGUCAGCUCGCCGCUGUCGCCGCUCAUACCGUCCUCCAAGGACGUGGCGGCUGUACUGUAGGCAACUUUGGCGGCAGCCGGCGCCCCGGCGCACUCACUACUACCUUCACUCACGCGGCCAUUUCAUGCCCGCGCUUUGUUUUUAUUUCCGGACAGACAGAGAAAGAGAAACUUACGUCGUGUUGAUUAGUAUGUACAAAUUAGUCGGUAAUUUAUUACACUCUACUUGAUUCGUCUUUGGUGAAGCGCGCGCGCGCGCGGGAAGGGCGAGAGCGUGUACUUAACCAAAUUUUGGGCACCGCCGCAUCAUUGUGAUAACCAGUGACACACUACUGCAGUAUCAGAAGGCCAGUUGGCACGCGUUUUACUCUAGAUUAAACACUUCUACCUAUCCUAAGUUAGUCUCUUAGUUUAUUUAUUAUUUUGCCAUAGAUUGAGUUGCGAGUGCUCUUUGAUUGCCAAAAACAAAGUAUCACGGCGUGCGCAUGCGCGCGCCAUGUCUGCAUUUACGUUUAUUAUCGCUAAGUUAGUUUUCCCACCUUUGUAAUACCAGUAUUCGACGCGCGCGGCGGCCGCGUUCGUUCUAGAUUGUUCAGUUUCGCGUAAGAUAAGAAGUCAAUUUCCGAGGUGACUAAUGAGAGAUUACGACGCCCCUCACACUAAUAAUACUUAUUAAUAAUAAGCAAAAAGAAAACUACGCCGUAUUUGAUAGGUGCACACACACACUCACACACCACAUACACACACUAUUGAAUUGUUGAUUUGUGAUUCGAGUUUUAAGCUAAGCUAAGUAAGCGUAAGUUACUACUUAAGGGAGAAAAUUCUAUAAACAAAGAUAUAGAUAUCUAUUUUGAAUAAUUGUUGAAUUGCAGCGCAAGAGGCGGACGUGUGUACGCGUUGAGUUUGUGUCAGAUUAUUCCCUUCCCACACACAUGUACACACACACCAAUCACACACACAUUCACACGCAUGCGCGCUGACCGUUGUUGUUAAUUUAAGGUGUAUCGAUGUGUUGUGUGGACACGCUUUUCUUUAGCCGUGGAACGAGACGAGAAUCAAACGAAAGCAGUCAGUCAGUGUGCAGGGGAGAGAGACACAUUGAUGAGAUAAACGUUGCGAAAGAGUACAUAUUUUAACUAGGAUCUACGCUGUAAAUUGUAAAUUAUACAAGAAAAUAUAUAAUGCAAGUAGACGCAGCGACGCAAA